Molecule: messenger RNA, 1173 nt
Organism: Phytophthora infestans T30-4
Lineage: Eukaryota; Oomycota; Peronosporomycetes; Peronosporales; Peronosporaceae
Exons: 1
Coding region: 1-1173 (390 amino acids)
Cellular component (GO): lysosome
Molecular function (GO): thiolester hydrolase activity
Source: RefSeq, a predicted model, not a curated record
AUGAGCGAUGGGGAACCCCCCAAUCGAUCUGCCACGAAUCUUGCUGCAAUAAAAGUUGCUGCUCUGCCAACCGUUUUCGAGACUCACAUUCCGAAUUUCGCCAAGAAGUCCCCAAGUCACCAAAUCUUCAAGAUGUUCAGCCGAAUCAUCCUUUUUCCACUCGUGUCCUGCGCACUCGCUGUAGUGGGCGUCACCUCGGCUGCAUCCAACCUACCAGUGAUCUUCUUCCACGGCAUCACUAGGACGUACGAGGAUGGCAACAACUUUGUGGCCAACCUCACCGCUGAGGGUCGCACCGUGGCAUCGCUCUCUUUCUGUGACGGUGAGUGCUCGAUCCAAUCUCUUCUGCUUCAAGUUCCAGCGGCGGUUAAGGCGGUGCGUGAGCUGGUAUCCAACAACUCGGUGUACGACGAUGGCUACAUUUUCAUCGGACAUUCGCAGGGUGGUCCCAUUUCUCGCGCUGUGAUGGAAGAAAUGAACGAGCACAAGGUCAAGCGCUACAUCAGUCUCGGUGGUCUACAGAACGGCCAAUUCAUCGGCCCCGAGCGGGUAGAAAAGUCCAUUGCGGACGGUGGUGCGUUCUUCAAGGCAAUCAUCCCUGAAACCGCGUACAACUACAGUGCUUACAAACCUGAGGACUAUUACGGAAAGCUGCAGAAGGAAUUCGUGCUGUACACCAUCGAAAACCCCGAUGCCCAGUACACGUUCUCGCAGUUCACUGUCAACCGGUGGCCACAGUUUGGCAGCUUUUCCACGGCCAACUACUUCCUCCCAGUCUACAACAACGUGAAUCACUGUCUGCCUGGUGACGACCAGUGUAUCUCCGACCAGCGACGCCGUAAGGCUAACUUCCUUAAAGUCGAGCAGGCCCACUUCUUCGCUUCACCUGCGGAUGACAUUAUCAUGCCGUGGCAGAGCUCCAUCUUCGGCCGCUACUCGGAGGUGGACACGAUCGAGGAAAUCGAGACCCAGUACAACAACCUCACCGUGGUGGACAUGAAGGACACGCUGGAGUACACUUCUGACACGUUCGGGUUGCAGACGCUGGACAAGCGUGGCGGGUUGUUUCUCCAUACUGCCGAGAAUAUUAGCCACAAGUGCUGGGUCGAGGACGAGGGUGACUGCGUGUGGGCGAAGGUGUACGACCAGUACCUCUACUCAACGUUGGUGUGA